ACGUCUUCUCUCAAGCAAGCACACAUUCUUUGCUAUGCUUACCUCCUUCUCUCUGAAUUGUUAGUUUCUUUGGUUUUACUUUGCUCUCUCUGCACAAGUUUUACCGUUUUACACAAUGUCUCGCCGUGGUGGUGGUCGCCGGCAGGAUUUUCGCCGACACCAGCAAUCAUCCUCUCAAUUUCCGUCGUUCCAGCGUGGUGGUGGCGGUAGAGGUGGAAGAGAUGGCGGUGGACGAGCUAGCCGCGGUUUCAAUCCGGCAGCAACUGUCACUCAAUCUGCUCCUACAAUAUCUCGUUCUUCCUCGUCGGCCUUCCCUCCUCCUACCACGUCUGUUGCUCAGCGUACGACUGCUCCUCAAUCUGUGGCUUCUUCGUCAAGAGCAUCGUCGUCUCAGGCGACAGUAAUGAGUUCGGCGGCAGUGGAGGAGCUGAGACGAGAGGUGGAGCAGAAGCUUACAACUGGAGAUAAGGUGACCAAGGCUGAGACGCUGCCGGCGUCGUCAAAGGCCGUUCGUUUCACUCCUAGGCCUGGCUUUGGUACUGCCGGCGAGAAGUGUGUGGUUAAGGCCAACCAUUUUUUGGUCGAAAUAGCUGAUAGAGAUCUCUGUCAUUAUGACGUAACUGUGACUCCCGAAGUAACCUCAAAGAAAUUAAACAGGGUUAUAAUAUCUCAGCUUGUUAGAAUGUAUCGUGAGUCACAUUUGGGCAACCGACUGCCAGCUUAUGAUGGCAGGAAAAGCCUCUAUACGGCAGGACCAUUGCCUUUUGAAUCUAAGGAAUUUGUCGUUAAGCUGGUUGAGGAGAAUAAUGGUGCCGUGUCUUCUGCUUCGACAAGGAGGGAACGGCAAUUUAAAGUGGCUAUCAAAUUUGCUUCUAAGGCAAACAUUCAUCACCUGCGACAAUUUUUAAGUGGUAGACAAUUGGAUGCCCCACAAGAAACCAUACAAGUUCUUGAUAUUGUUCUUAGGGAAUCACCAUCUGAAAAGUAUACAACUGUCGGGAGGUCAUUCUUCUCAACUAAUUUGGGGCCAAGGGGUGAGCUUGGUGAUGGUAUAGAAUAUUGGAGAGGAUACUAUCAAAGCCUUCGCCCAGCCCAGAUGGGACUGUCUUUUAAUAUUGAUGUGUCAGCCAGAUCCUUCUUUGAGCCAAUUAUGGUGACUGACUUUCUAGCUAAAUACUUUAGGUUGAGAGACAUGUCAAGUCCUCUGUUGGAACAAGAUCGUAUUAAGGUGAAAAGGGCCUUAAGAGGAGUAAAAGUAGAGCUAAGUCAUUGGGAUUAUGCUAAAAGCUGCAAGAUCAUUGAUUUAUCCAAUCAGCCCCUGAAUCAAAUAUUCUUCACUUUUGGAGAUAAGAGUGUGUCAGUGGUUCAGUAUUUCCGUGAUCGAUACAAUAUUGGUCUUAAAUAUACAACAUUGCCUGCUAUUCAAGCUGGGAGUGAUUCAAAGCCAAUUUUCUUGCCUAUGGAGGUUUGUAGAAUUGUUGAAGGACAGAGAUACUCAAUGAAAUUGAAUGAUAGGCAAGUAACUGAAUUGUUAAAAGCAACAUGUCAACGCCCUUGUGCUCGGGAAGAUAGCAUUAAGCAGAUUGUUAUGCGGAAUGAUUACAGCAGUGAUAAGCUUGUGAGGAAUGAAUUUGGAAUUCAAGUUAAGGAAGAGCUUACUUUCAUUGAUGCUCGAGUUUUACCUCCUCCGAUGCUUAAAUAUCAUGACACUGGCGGUGAACCAAGGAUUGAACCCCUCUUAGGACAAUGGAAUAUGAAGAACAAGAAAAUGGUGAAUGGUGGAAGAGUGGAAUUCUGGACCUGUGUUAACUUCUCUUUGAAGGUCAACCAAAAUUUGCCUGUUGAAUUUUGUAGGCAAUUAAUUGAGAUGUGUGUUAGCAAAGGAAUGGGAUUCAACCCCAACCCCGUUCUUCCAAUACACUCGGCUCAUCCCAACCAAAUAGAAAGGGCUCUUGCUGAUGUCCACGAGCAGUGUACUGCAAAACUUUCUAAUGAGAAGAAUCAGCUUCAGUUGUUGAUAAUCAUUCUACCUGAUGUCAUGGGUUCAUAUGGGAAAAUUAAAAGGAUAUGCGAAACAGAAUUGGGUAUUGUAUCUCAGUGCUGUCAACCAAGUCAGGCUGCAAAGCUACGUAGACCGUAUUUUGAAAAUGUUUCCCUCAAAAUCAAUGUUAAGGUUGGUGGUCGAAAUACUGUGUUAAAUGAUGCUAUUCAAAGGAGUAUUCCUCUAGUGACUGAUAUUCCUACCAUUAUUUUUGGUGCUGAUGUAACUCAUCCGCCUCCUGGGGAGGAUACUAAUCCGUCAAUAGCAGCAGUAGUGGCUUCAAUGGACUGGCCAGAGGUAACAAAGUAUAGAGGAAAUGUCUCUGCACAGGCUCAUCGUGAAGAAAUUAUCCAGGAUCUCUAUAAAUCAUAUCACGAUCCGGUUAGAGGAUUAAUUCAUUCCGGAAUGAUCAGGGAAUUAUGUAUAGCAUUUAGGAGAGCAACUGGGCAUAAACCCAACAGGAUGAUAUUCUACAGAGAUGGUGUUAGUGAGGGCCAAUUUAGCCAGGUUUUGCUACAUGAGAUGGAUGCCAUACGAAAGGCUUGUUGCUCACUUGAGGAGGGAUACCUUCCACGUGUUACCUUCAUUGUGGUGCAGAAAAGGCAUCAUACACGGCUUUUUCCUGUUCAGGGUGGUGAGACAGAUCACAGUGGCAAUAUUCGACCAGGCACAGUUAUUGAUACCAAGAUUUGCCACCAGAAUGAAUUUGAUUUCUACCUCAACAGCCAUGCUGGAAUUCAGGGAACAAGCAGGCCUGCACACUAUCAUGUGUUGUAUGAUGAGAAUUGUUUCACAGCUGAUAAGUUGCAAGUUCUGACUAAUAACAUGUGUUACACGUAUGCAAGGUGUACUCGCUCUGUUUCCGUAGUUCCUCCUGCCUAUUAUGCCCACUUAGCUGCUUUUCGGGCUCGAUAUUACAUUGAGGGGGAAACAUUGGAUGGUGGACCUUCAGGUGGUAGGAGUACAACUGGGAGGAGCAGGGAAGUUCAGCCGCUGCCUGUGAUCAAAGACAAUGUUAAAGAUGUUAUGUUUUAUUGCUGAGGACGCUAGUCCAGCCACUGCCUGUGAUCAAAGAUAAUGUUAGGGAAAUGAAACAAUGUAGUUGCUUGGACUCGAUACUCAAUUUCCUUGCAAAUAUUAUCUUGCUUAAUGCUCA
This is a messenger RNA of Manihot esculenta (cassava), 3197 nucleotides long. Its product is annotated as protein argonaute 5. The record is from RefSeq and is a predicted model, not a curated record. The transcript is spliced from 22 exons. The coding region runs from base 116 to 3082 and encodes 988 amino acids. Gene Ontology annotation, biological process: regulatory ncRNA-mediated post-transcriptional gene silencing. NCBI's taxonomy places the organism in Eukaryota, Viridiplantae, Streptophyta, Magnoliopsida, Malpighiales, Euphorbiaceae. Gene Ontology annotation, molecular function: RNA binding; protein binding. Gene Ontology annotation, cellular component: cytoplasm.